This is a messenger RNA of Rubroshorea leprosula, 919 nucleotides long. Lineage: Eukaryota; Viridiplantae; Streptophyta; Magnoliopsida; Malvales; Dipterocarpaceae. The record is from the annotation of a GenBank genome assembly.
GAAAUUAUUUUUUAAAUUUUACCAAACAUCUUCAAUAUCCAUAGAUGCCUCUUAUUGACUUCUUCAUUGACUUGCCUGCAUUUAAAAGUUGUCUCUACUCCUCAGUUACCUCAAUUAUAAGAAAGGGUUAGGUUUGUUAUCAGGUGUCCACCUUUUGUAUUUUCUUUUUCUGUCAAGCACGCAGCUAGUGGCAUGGGUUGCUGAACAUCAUCUGACGAAGUUUGUACGUAUGGUUAAUUUUAUAGUUUUGGUCCUAUUGCUAGAGUAUCUUCUUAACUUAUUUUUGAACUUCAUAUGGUACAUGAAAAACCAUAGUUGGUGAAGCUCGGUUCGAGAAGAUCGGUGGUGCUUUUUUGUCUGUCCGUAUGAGACACAUCGUAUGCAGGCUAAUAUGGAAAUAGUUGCAUCUACAAGCGCCAUUGUCCCUGAAGUUCUCAAGGAAGAUAAUUAUCAAAGAUGGAGUAUUUUAAUGGAACACUAUUUAGUGGCUCAAGAUCUUUGGGAUGUUGUUCAAUCAAGCGAGACACCUGAAGGAGGAAAAGAGAGGGAGUGGAUGAAAAAUAAUGCUUUUGCUCUACAUGCCAUUGGGAUUUCUUGUGGAGGAAAAGCAUUUGAUCAAAUAAAGAAUAUACGCUCAGCCAAAGAUGCUUGGGAUGCGUUGGCUGCUAAGCUGAAACCCCCACCAAUUGCCCAAGAUGCUACUCAUGUUAUUUCUGAGCUUCACCAAGGAAAGCAAACAGACAUAGAGUUGAACUUUGCCAUCAUGAUAUAAUAGGGAAUUUGCCCAGCAAACCUCCUAUAGAGAUCCAAGGUGCGAAAAAGGGAUUGUUUCCACCAAAAUCCUCUCCUUUUGCCUGCUAAUGGCAAAAGUGCUCAAGUGUGUCACUUUCCUCAAAGUGAAAAAAGAAGGAUUUUUAAC